AACGGUGUCUCAGUCGGCAAAAUCGACAAUAACUCACAUAACCAAUCGAUUGUUCAAAAAUCCUGUCCUCUCCACUAAUUUUCAAAAACAUCCAUGUCAUUUCAGUUAUCAAGUAUGUGUGUGAAUCACGGUUUCCCAAUAACUUAUCAAUUAAAUAUUUUUAUCAAGCUAUAAAAAUCGACGAAUUAAUUACAUCUCAUCGUCAUAAUUAAAACCCCACAUUUGGGUCUGGGUAUGACACAUCGUGCAUAACCCACUCCUUAUUGACAAUAAUUAAACAAUGUGGAGUUACACCACAUAUCAACGGUGCUUCGUGAUAAAUUCUCGACUUAAAUAAUCGCCUUAAUUUUUCCAUUGUGACAAGGAAAUUAUUUUCGCGUGUUAAUUUAUCAGGUUCAGAUGGAGAACAAUCAGGCGAAUCAGACUCCAAUGGAAGACUCUGACGAAGAAAACAUGGAGAAAAGAAUUGAAAGGUUAAAGUUGGAAAACGCCCACAUGCGAGAAGAAUUCAAUGGACAACGAGCAAAAAUGAAAGAGCUGUUUCUCCAGAAAGAAGAAGAACUGAAAAGACGAUCCAAAGAGAAUACAGACCUUCAAGAGUUAGUGACAAAACUCAAGAACGAAUUGGACGAUGCAAAGAGUCAGCUUGUUGUCGCCAACCUUCGCCUUGAGUCUGAUAUUGAUUUAGAGACGGAGAAGGCUCAGCAGGAGAUUGCAUCACUCCAACAAGUGAUUCAGGACACGAUGGAGGAGUCCGCCUGUACUCGUGAACAGUUGGAGAAUGAAGUUCAGAAGUUGCGGGCUUAUAUAACAAAAUUAGAGGAGGAGAAUUCAAUGAUCAAGUCACAGAUUGUCAAGGAUGCACCGCAGGACGGUCCGCCAAUAUCUCUGUCACAUGUCACAAAAACUUUGGCAAGAAAGGUCGCAUCGCAAUUGGGGGCCGAUGCUCUUUCUCUAGGCCCUGAAAAUCUCGAGGAGAGCAUGAGGAAGGUAAAGAAAUAUGCGCAGGAGGAUGCAGAAGUCUUAAGAUCACUUGUGGUCCCUCUUGAAGAGGAGAUAAAAGCUCUAAAGGAGAAGUUACGUUCAACAGAUGACGAGCUUCAAAAAUGUAAAGAGGAGCAAAAUCAACAGCUUCAAAGGCGUUUGGAUCCGGAUAACGAGAACACAUGCGACAUGUGCAUGAAUUACGAGGCUCAACUGGUGAAGAUGCAGACAACAGCUAAAGAUUUUGAGAAAAAAUUAGCAGAGUCUGAUAAAGCCCUCCAAGCCCAAAGGGAGGAACUCUGCAAAGAGGUUGAAUUCAGAAAAGGAAUGGAGGAAAAGUGGAAUGAGAAGAAAGAGGAGCAUAAGAUGAAAGUGACAGAAUUAACGGCAGCUUCACAAUUGGCCCAGCAGACACUCCAGGAACUAAAACAGCAGUUUUUCCAGACCUAUCAGACUGUUACGGAAGAGCUGAGGAAGUUGACGAUAGGAAGAGAAGAGGUCCAGAAACAUCUUAUGGAGCUUCAGAGGGAAAAUGAGAUUCUCGUGGGAAAAUACAGCAAGCAUUCUGAACAGCUGCAAUCUGAGAGUAUUAACAUGCCGAAUAAUGUGGAGGAGCUUCAUCUGAGUCUGCUAAAGAUGAGGGAAGACUUGAUCACAGCGAGAGUCGCACAGGAGGUGGCUCAGGAGAAAGAGUCUACGUUGAGGUACGAAGUGGGGCUACUUAGGGAGCAGAUGAUUACCGAGAAAGAGAUGAAGCUGCAGAGUCUGGAGAGGGAACUCGAGGAGGCGUUGAAGGACAAGCAGGAGGGAGAGACCACUAUUGCUGAAUUGAAGCAGAGGGUCACCAAUUUGCAGAAGGUCUUGGACACCAGCGGAGAAGUGCAGAAGGACUUCGUGAGGCUGUCUCAAUCUUUGCAGGUUCAACUGGAAAAAAUUAGGGAGUCUGGGAGUGAAGUACGAUGGCAGCAUGAAGAAGAUGUUGAUGAGUGUCCAACUUGUCACGUGGCUUUCACAAUUGGAAAGAAAAGGGUACAUUGCCGCCAUUGUGGGCAUAUAUUCUGUCAAAAUUGCUUGACACAUGUUGUAAAUAGUGGUCCAAAACAGAGGCCAUCACGUGUCUGUGGGGUUUGCCAUACUUUACUUGUUCCGGAUACAGCCCCAUAUUUCAGUCAAGAACCACCUCACACACCAGACUAAUAGUUUGUGUCUAAACUUGAUGAUAAAUCUUAUCGUUGUUAUUUGAUAUUUUUUUAGAUAGAAUAAAUAACACAAAAGAUUCUUAAACAUUCACCAAAAAUGUGCAAUUGCAAUUUUGGUGGUAACUUCAAACAAAAUUGAGUAGAAAAAUCAUGUGCAAGUGACUCGGUAGUGGUUGUAUUAUAAAAUUCAAAUGUUUGUAUCGCGAAGGGAGGAUAAAUUAUAUUUCUCGAGAGUAAAAUCGAACGGUGGAAGGUAGAGGAUUAUGAAUAUCGGAUUUAAACUGUAGAUGCAUUGAGAGGAGUGUGACAUUUCUCUCUGAAUCCAGUUUUGAAAAUAUUUGCGAAUUAGUGGAAAUAUUUUCACAGUCUCGCAGAUUUUUCACCAUUUGGCUGCAGAAAUAUAUUUUAACAAUAAUGAAAAAGAGAAAAUAUUGAAAACAAUGAUUGUAAAAGUCACUGAAAGGAGAACUACUUAAGAUUCAUGUUAUUGGGGCCAACAGAAUGUGCAUAAUAUACAGAUUCGCGGAAAAUGAAUGUUAAUAUGUUAAAUUUUAAAGAGAAAUAAAUUAAACGCUGGGCUCAAUAACAUAAUUUUUUAGCAUGUUUUUCUCGUGUUCAAUGAGAUGUUUUGAAAAUUGAUAAAAUUUGUUUUUUGCUAGUCUGAUUAAUUAAUUGAGUAAUUAAUUCCUCUUUCCGAUUUUUCUGUAAAUUAUUGAACUUGUGUAUGACAUUCGUGUUCAUUGUAAUUCAAUGAUGGAAUAUUAAAGCUUUUCAAUGGGAA
Messenger RNA from Fopius arisanus, 2964 nucleotides. It is a transcript of the gene Rbpn-5, whose product is annotated as Rabaptin-5. The transcript has 6 exons. Gene Ontology annotation, molecular function: growth factor activity; GTPase activator activity; metal ion binding. Gene Ontology annotation, cellular component: intracellular membrane-bounded organelle. Bases 400 to 2181 code for a protein of 593 amino acids. The record is from RefSeq and is a predicted model, not a curated record. Lineage: Eukaryota; Metazoa; Arthropoda; Insecta; Hymenoptera; Braconidae. Gene Ontology annotation, biological process: endocytosis.